Messenger RNA from Rhagoletis zephyria (snowberry fruit fly), 1170 nucleotides. The record is from RefSeq and is a predicted model, not a curated record. NCBI's taxonomy places the organism in Eukaryota, Metazoa, Arthropoda, Insecta, Diptera, Tephritidae.
AUGACUGAAUUAUCAAGUACACUAUUGUCUGACUACAGUAAACUUUCUGAAGAUGACAUUGUUCGAUGUGAAAUGCCGGCUGAUAUAGCAGAAAAAUGUCUGAAAUUUUGUCAAACAUUUGUUGGUGGGAGUUGGAACAAUGCCAAAUCUUCUUCAGAAAUCACCAUUAAACGCAUUUCUGGUGGAUUGGCAAACCUAAUGGUUCAUGUUCAUCUUAAUGAAUCAGUAGCUAAAGAAACAAACUUUGUUUAUUGCAAAGAGCCAAGUGACGUUGCCAUUAAGUUCUACAGUGAAAAACACCUAAACUUUGAUUCAACCGAUUCGGGACGUUUCAAUGAACUAAACAUUCUAACUAUUACUAGCCAAAAUGGAAUUAGUCCAACAAUUUACGGCAUUGCAAGUGAUGGAUUUGUGCAAAGUUUUUAUCAACAUGAGCAGUUUCGAGCUAAACAUCAACAAGAUGGUAAAUUGCUGCAAAAGCUGGCCAAACAAAUUGCUCGUUUUCACUAUCUACAAGUGCCAAUUAACAAAACAGCCAACUUGUACAUUAAACAAAUUUCCAAAAUGAUUGAGAGCGCAAAAAUCAACUGUCCAGAAAUUGAUCUGAUAAAUGAAUUGCCUUUAAAAACGUUGAAGUCACAUGAUCUUCAAACUGAGUUUACCUAUCUAAUGAACGUUGUUGAAAAACUCAACAGUCCAAUUGUUUUUGCUCACAACGACUUUCGCAGCUCAAACAUUCUGGUCACUGAUUCAUCCGAGGUGCUUUUGGUUGACUUUGAAACUAACAGCUACGGACCUCGAUGUUUUGACCUGGCUACUUUUUUCACAGAGUGGGGCCGUGAACAGUUGUUCGUUAGCACUGGGCUGGCGCUGCCUGAUGAUGAUGUGUUGUCUAUUUUUCUGAAACUGUACAUCCAUGAGGUGGAUCAAAUUGUGCCAGGAUAUUCAAAAGAUGAGAAAAACAGCUUGCAAGCUCAUGUGAAAGAAACUAAAAUUAUGUUUCUAGUAAACUUGCUUUUUUACACUGCUUUUAUGUUGCAAAUGAUGGAAUCUUUAGUGCCUUCAGUUCCGUUUGACGGUCAUAAGAAAAUGCUCACUGUUGAAUUGACUUAUCAACUUUACAUGAAGAUUAAGGAAGAGCUAUUAUCUGAUGGCACACUGAGCAAAUAA